AUGCAACCAGAAAACGUGGUAAUCACGGCGCACUGCCUCUGCAGGAAACACACAUUUACUGCUUCGCUACCUACAUCAAGCCUACCUCUGGAAGCGACUGUCGACCACAGCGAUGGCGCGCGAUACUUGACUGGCGGUUUGUUCCUCGCCACGGCGCCGUGGCCGACGCCGCAGGAGAACGUUUCUACCUUGAAAGCAUACACCGUCUCCAAGACCGUCGAGACCUUUUCGUGUGCCACAUGUUCAUCGCAAAUGUUUCAGCGAGAAGAUGGUCAGUUGAGAGUCAUCACCGGCGUUCUAGGAAAGAACAAAGGACUCGUGCAGUACAGCAAGCACACAGGUAUGGAGGGCACGAAAGAUGGAGGGGCCGCGCCAUGGUUCGGCCAAACCGCUCCAUCCGAGCAAGCAACAAGCAAGGCGUGCGCCGAAUCCAGCGAAACGGAACUGCGAUGCCACUGCGGCGGCGUACACCUCGUACUUCAUGGCGCGCGUGCCGAAGACGCUGAAGCGUGGCGCGCGAUUGUCGAUCCCGAGUCAAAGCGAUACCUGGCAACACUCGACGCUUGCGACUCGUGUCGCACGACGGUGGGCUCCGACAUAGUCUGCUGGGCAUUUGCACCGAUUGCGCGCGUCAAGUUUGCCGGCGAGUGGUUCGGGUUUCCGACCAACGUGGCUGAUCUCAAGGCCGCUGUCCUGCGAGGCGUUGCGGGGCUCGGGACCAUGAAAGUCACACGGCCGAAGCAGGUUGACAUCACCGUCGGACUCUUGAGGCGGCCCGACGGCGCAAGAGCGAAUGGUGCGCUGAGCUGGGCGCUGGGCAGGGCGGAUUAUCUCGAGGAUGUUAAGGGGGGAUGGCGUGAGACUGUGAUCAACGGAUUUGUCGAAGGCAGCGAGCGCUGGAGGGUAGACAAGGGCGUCGCUGAGGAUUUCCUGAGGGCCAGAGGUGACGUGUGA
Verticillium alfalfae VaMs.102 is the source of this 954-nucleotide messenger RNA. Its product is annotated as DUF636 domain-containing protein. Bases 1 to 954 code for a protein of 317 amino acids. Lineage: Eukaryota; Fungi; Ascomycota; Sordariomycetes; Glomerellales; Plectosphaerellaceae. The record is from RefSeq and is a predicted model, not a curated record. The transcript is spliced from 2 exons.